UCUAGUGCGGGCACCAACUUCGUAGUAAUGAGAAUACUUCCUUGUUUAUUCCUCCGUCGGAAACCGUGGUAAACAGACCUCUGGAUGAUUACAAGUUAUGAAGUCGUUCUCAGAAAUAUGGUAUUUGUUUCUGCUCGUCAAUGUUCAGCUUCUUGUCCGGAAAGGAGGUACCACCAUCACAUGGACUAAACCCACUCCACCACACACCCAAAAAGGCAACACAAUCCGAACCACAACAAAAGGCUUUAAGAGCAGUGUUUCUGAAAUACAGUUGGAAUGGCAGAUCACUGUAUCACCUGGGGAACUGGCGAGUGUGUCAUGGUUGAUUAAUGGCAAUAUUAUAGGUAUAAAAAAUCCAAAUGGGAAAUUAACUGUUGCUCCAAGGUAUCAAACUGAGUUCAGGAUCAGUCCCACUGAUCAAGCAACCUUAAUUGCCAAUAAUGUGACAGCAGCUGAUGGGAAAACAUUUAAUUGUGAAGUCCAACUCACUGACCUUACACGCUGGAAUGAUAAAAUCAAAGUGGUGAUUUAUGUUUCAGCAAAAGUCACUGAAAUUAAAGGUGAACAAACUGUUCAUGAAGGGGGCAACCUGCAGUUAACUUGCGAAGCAUCAGGUAAACCAGACGUAAAGAUCACCUGGACCAAAGAGAAGACAGGGAACCAAGGAAAUACGGGUAUGCUGCAAGAAGGAAAGGUGCUGACCAUAACAAAAAUUAGCAGGAAUGAUUCAGGAACAUUCAACUGUACAGCAUAUAAUGGUUUUGGUGAAGCAGAGAGCCAAACAGUCUUUGUGAAUGUUACUUAUCCUGCGAAGAUUUUUCAUUUCACCACUGAUUAUUAUGUUGAUGUUCAACAAAGUGUAACUCUUAACUGUGAAGCAGAAGGAAACCCACCACCUACUUAUACUUGGAUUCCAUGUGACUCUGAGCAAGUUUGUGGCGAGAACACUCUUGAUAUUCCACAAGUCCAUAAUGAUACCAGCUAUACUUGCAGAGUGGCCAAUGCACUUGGACUCGAUUCAAAAACUGCCAAUGUUUACAUUGGAGGAAAGGUAAUUAACAUAACUAUUGUCAUCACAAGUGAAAGAUGUACGGAUGGAAAUUACAAGCAAUCCUUGUUACUGGACAAAUUUCAAAAACUGCUUAAAGAGACUUUUGCUGGUAAACCUGGCUACAAAGGAGUGCAAUCUAUAUUCGUGAGGUGUGGAAGUAUUAUUGUUGACCUUGUACUGAAAUUCAUCUCCACUGUAAGGGAACAAGAUGUUAUCACAACACUUAAUAACGCUGUGAAAGAUGGAAAGUUGGGAGAGUUUAAUGUGAGCUCCAUAAAAGGAAAAAGACCUAAUUUUGAACCGACAGGUGGAGGUGUCCUAACACCACCAGAGGGGCCCUCCAUGGAGUUGCCAAGUGGGACGAAAACAGGUACCUUAACUAUUAUUGUUGGUGCAUUGUUUGGAUCAGUUGCUGCACUGGCUGUUUCUGGAGUAUUAGUAUGGUGGAUGUGCAGGAAAAGGAGGCUCAACACGAAACGCACUGAAGAGGUGACGAUGAGCGGAAGAACAUUUGAAAAUUCGAGUAAUGAAAGAAGAGGAGUUUCAGAUAUUGCAGUCGAAAUACCAAAACCUCCUCAAAGCCAAUACAUGGCACUAGAUAACAGAUCUCGUUCAGAAGUGAUGGCAGAUGUCAGUCCACUGAGUUGUGAACAAAUCAGCGAGUAUGCCUCUCUAAAUCCAUACACACGCUCCUGGGAGAUUCCUAGAGAACAUGUGACAAUAAAGCAGAUCGUUGGAAAAGGUAAUUUUGGUCAGGUUGCCAAGGCAACAGCCAUUAACCUACAAGGAAGAGCCAAGAAGACACUCGUAGCGGUUAAAAUGUUGAAAGAAAACGCUUCUGAAUCAGAGAGGAAAGAUUUGCUGUCUGAACUUGAAUUGAUGAAACAACUUAAACCUCAUCCUUACAUCAUCAAACUCCUGGGAUAUGUUACAAAAUCUGAGCCACUGUUGGUGUUGAUCGAAUAUGUUCCUUUUGGGGAUCUAUUGGGUUACCUGAGGAAGAGCCGUGGAUUAAAUGACACUUACUACAAAGACCCGGAUUUCAAACCACAAACAAAUCUGACGUCACAGCAGCUAAUGAAGUUUGCUUGGCAAAUUGCUGAUGGAAUGUCCUAUUUGUCAUCGAUACCAGUUAUUCAUCGAGAUCUUGCAGCUCGAAAUGUGUUGGUUGGAGAAGAGGAAACGUGCAAAGUGACGGACUUUGGAAUGGCCAGAGAUGUGCAAGAGGACAACAUUUACGAAAGAAAAACCAGGGGGCGUCUCCCUGUGAAAUGGACUGCUAUUGAGGCGCUGCUCUACGGAAAAUAUUCUACAAGAAGUGAUGUGUGGAGCUAUGGAGUUCUACUCUAUGAGAUUUUCACGAUUGGUGGCUCGCCGUAUCCGCGGAUGGAUGGAAGAAAGAUUGCAAACUUACUUCAAGAGGGAUACAGAAUGCCUAAACCACGACAUGUGGAUCAUGAUUUGUACGACAUAAUGACAAAAUGUUGGAAGGACGACCCUACCUUGAGACCAUCCUUUGAUGAUUUGAGGAAUGAACUCAGAGAAAUGGAAAAUCAGUACAAGAGGCUGAUAAACUUAAAAAAUUACGACGAUCGACUAUACGUUAAUGUUGAGGAUCUAGCCGAGUAAGCCAGCAAAUCCUCAGGCAGGAAAGGAUGGAGUGACGGAUAUUGUAGCCCCAAUAAGAUUAUCUUCUAUUUUCCUCACAUCUUUCACAUUAACUCUUAACUCUUUGCCGAGUAAGCAAAUCUAAAAAACAAGCUGUUCAACAGUAAAGCGAGUCAAAGUGCAGCUUUCAUUUGUUUUUAUAUAUAUUUUUGUAAUUUUUAGUCUUGAAAAGAAAAACGAUUUUGUAUAUAUAUCUU
Messenger RNA from Stylophora pistillata, 2916 nucleotides. RefSeq names its product fibroblast growth factor receptor 3-like. Lineage: Eukaryota; Metazoa; Cnidaria; Anthozoa; Scleractinia; Pocilloporidae. The record is from RefSeq and is a predicted model, not a curated record.